GCCACAGCAUCUAUAGACACGGACUUCUGUCUCCUUUGAAUCCAGCCAACCGACUCCUGCCAAGAUGUCCUGCCAGCAGAGCCAGAAGCAGUGCCAGCCUCCUCCCAAGUGCCCCUCCCCAAAGUGUUCUCCAAAGUGUCCCCCAAAGAGCACAGCACAGUGUCUGCCUGCAGCCUCUUCCUGCUGUGCUACAAGCUCUGGAGGCUGCAGUGUCCCCAGCUCUGAGGGAGGCUGCUGCCUGAGCCACCACAGGCGCAGGUCCCACAGAUGCAGGCGCAGGAGCUCCAGUUCCUGUGACCGUGGCAGUGGUCAGCAGUCUGGGGGCUCAGGCUGUGGCCACAGUUCUGGGGGAUGCUGCUAACCUGAAGCAUGAUCCUGAGACAAGAGUCUAGAAGAAACAAACAUCCUAGAGGUCGAGGAAAGCCCAGGCUGUCUUGUCAUGUCUGAUCCUGUACACCAUUCUCUGCUUGGCUGAUGGCUAGGGCCCUUGUUCCCAAGCUUCCUGUGAAAUGCAAGUGCCCAUCCUUGGUUCUGACCAAGAAUAAAACGUCUAGUCCCA
Arvicanthis niloticus (Nile rat) is the source of this 559-nucleotide messenger RNA. RefSeq names its product late cornified envelope protein 3A-like. Lineage: Eukaryota; Metazoa; Chordata; Mammalia; Rodentia; Muridae. The record is from RefSeq and is a predicted model, not a curated record. Gene Ontology annotation, biological process: epidermis development.